AUGUUAUCAUUAAUUUAGGGAGAUAUUCUCUAAAAUUAAGCAGAAGCAAUAGCUUUACCCUCUGGAUUAAACUUACAGUGUGCUCCAGGUUUGAGAUAAAAUGCAUAUCAUUUCUUUGGCUAAUAUAAUAUUUAAAAUCCAUGCGAUGAAUAUUUAUAAAAAUAAAAACCUGGAUCAAUUUAAUUUACACAAGCUAUUGCAUUACCAAUUAAUCAUAAUAUAUUCAAAUAUAUCAUUCAUUGUAUUGUACCAUACUAUGAUCAUAAGAAUGAAAAAUAGUCUUUUAUGUAGUUAGUCAAACUUUUCGAAAAUAUGUAUAAAAUCUAUUAAAAAUUAGUUUCAAUUAAAUCUAUAUUAAUAAAAUAAAAUCUAUUUUAAUUCCAUUGCUUGGAUGUGGUGCUUCUGAUUAUCCUCCAGAUGAGGCAUUAAAUGCUUUUAAAAAGGUUUUUGUAAAUUAAAAAGAAAAAUUUAAGGAUGUACAAUUUAAAUUAGUUUGUUUUACAAAGGAUGAUUAUGCUUUUGUUUCAGAUUUUUUAUUAGAUUUGAUUAUCUUAAAAAGUGAAAUUUUUUAAUAGAAAAAAAAUGAUUUAAUAUUAAUCAAACCAGAUGAAUAAUAAUAAUAAUAAUAAUAAUAAUAAUAAUAAUAAUAAUAAUAAUAAUAAUAAUAAUAAUAAUAAUAAUAAUAAUAAUAAUAAUAAUAAUAAUAGAGUCUUAAAUCAAAUUAAGAAUAGAAAAUUUAAAUGAAAUUUGAAGAAUUUAAUGAUGAGGCUGAUGUAAGAAAUUUAAAAAGUUUAUAUGAUGUUAAUGAAUUUUAAAAUAAAUCUUUAUAAUCCAAUACAGAACAGAUAGAAAAAUAAAUAUAAAAUGAUUAAAACAAAAGUUUUAACAAUUCGAUGUUGAAUUUCGAAUAGGAGAGUGAAAUUGCUUAACUUAGGAGGAAUUAUGAUAAUAAAAAAGCUUAAUAAUAAUACUAAUACUAAUAAUAAUCAUUAUAAUAUUAAUAAUAAUAAAGGGAAGGUUAAUAAUGUUCAACCAAUAACAAUAAAAGAGAUUCCUUUUAAUAAAACUAAUUUGAAAAUAAUAUUCCAUAUGAAGAAACUUAUAAACAACCUUUGAAAAAACCAUAUUAUUCAAAACCAGCUAAUUAAAACUAUUUUUGUUUAUAUGUUGAGAAUGCAGAUUAUUCCUUAAAUAGAAUAAGGAACAGAAUGGAUUUAAUCAACUUCAUGUUAACAGUUUGUCUGGAUCUCAAAUAUCUUCAUUUAUAAUUAUUAAAAAACUAAUUAAAUCCAGCAUACUUUAAUGAAGAGUUUAAAUACUAACUAUAAUAUAAACUAUCAACAACCCCCGAAGAAUUGUAACCAUUUUGUCCACCAGAAAUGGAAAAACUAUAGUAAUUAUCUGUAAAUCAAGAUUCAUAUUCACUUGGAAUAUAUUUCUAAUAUGUUGUUCAAAGUAUAAUUAACAAAACUUAAUAAUACAGUAAAUAAAUUCAUUUUAAUAUUAGAAUUAUAAAUGAAGGAUUUUUUUUAAUUGAUUGAAAGGAUGCUUGCUAAUUCACCUUCUCAAAGAUUAUAAAUAAAUUAAAUAAUUUAGUAUUUAUGGUCUCUUGUUUCAAGUGAUGAAUCAACUUAUUGGUAAAAUAUAACAGCAAUAAAUGAAUUUUACACAUAAGGUAAUUUACAGACAAUUAAAGAUAUAAAAUAAUAUAUUAUGUCUAUGAAAAUAAUAAACACAUAAAAACAAGAUUUUGGAAAUGAUCGAAAUCCGUUUAAGGAUAAAAAUAAUGAGUAAGAAGAGGAUUAGUUUAAAGAGUUUAAUUAAAUAUAAAAUAAGUAAGAACUCAAUUAAUCUAAAUAAAUUAAGAUGUAAUAGCAAAAUGUUUAAUAAAACUUCAAGCUUGAGUAAAGAGAAUAAUAUUAAAUAAUUUGUUAAGUAGAUUGUGUAGUUAUUCCUGUUGAUAAAUACUAAUUUAAAUAAUCCUUACCUUCAUUUAUAAAUUUAGAUAAGUAAUUGGAUAAUGUACUGGAUGAUAUUGUUAAGUUGGCUUAGGCUGAGAAAGGACAUUAUUUACAAUCUAUAAGAACAAAUAUACCAAUAUUUGGUUCUAAUUUUGUCUUAUUAGUGUUCUGUCCAAAUAAAUCUAAUGAAGAUGGAAGUUAAAAAUAAUUAUUGGAUUGCUUUAAUGAUAUGUAUUUUUAUUUAUUAAUAAAGACUUUUCUAUUCUUUAAAAUGUUUGAAAAAUAAUAAAUUUUGUCUAUGUUUGGAGGAUAUAUAUAAUUAUCUGAUAGUAAAUUAAAAGGAUUAAUUAAAUGAUGUUCCUUAUAGUUCAUUUUUAGAAGCAUGUUAAAGUUUUCCUUAAGCAGUUAGUAAGGAGAAGAUAUAAUUUAAUAAUAAAAGUUGGAUAGUUGUUCAAAAAGGUAUUUAAGUAAUUGAUUUUUAAUUUAGAUCCCAUGAUAUUUACAUAACCUCUAUUAUCAGUUUAAAUUUUUAAACAAGAUAUCACAUUAAUUAAAGGAGUUGAUGCAAUUGUAAAUGCGGCUAGUUAUGACCUUAAAAAAGGAGGUGGCAUUUGUGGAGCUAUUUUUCGAGCCGCAGAUUAUAAUAUGUUAGAAAAUGAAAUUAAUAUGAUAUUGUAAAAAUCAGGGAGAAAAUCAAUUAAUACAUCAGAAGUUGUUAUUACUAAUAGUUACAAUUUAGAAUAAGAAAAUGGACCAAAAUAUAUAUUUCAUGCUGUUGGUCCAAUAUAUAAUCCUUAAUCUCCUGAAAAAUCAGCUGAAGAUUUAAGAAAAUGCAUUUUGAAUAUGUAUAUAUUUCAAUUUAAUGAACUAUAUAGAUUAUUAAAAUGUUAGGAAUACAAUAUUAACACUAUUGCAAUACCACCUAUAUCUGCUGGACUUUAUGGUUUUCCUUUGUUUAAAUGUGCUGAAAUCUUUCGUUAAACAUUUCUAAGUUUUAAAUUUACUAGACCUAUAACUAUAUUAAUAGUUGAUAUUAUUGAUUAAGCAGUUGAAAUAUUUUAGAAUAUCUUUAUAGAUGAAAAACUAAGAUCAAUUAUCUAUUCCUAAUAAAACUUUGGUCCUCCAACUGAUUGUUUAGUUGUACCAAUUAAUCCUGAAAAUCUUAAUUCUGGAAUUGCUUAAAGAAUUAUAGAAUUAGCAGGAACUUCUUUCAAAAAUGAAUUAGAAUAUAAAAUUAAAAACUACAAAUUCAAAAAUGAUACUUUAUUUGGUUAAACCUUUUUGAUAUAAGGUUAUAAAAUGAAAAUUUAAAACAUUUAUCAUGUUUUAUUAAUUUCUUUACCACAAAAUUCGACAUAAAAUAAAUCAUUUCUUUUAUACUUAGUAUUUUUUUAAAUGUACAUUUUUCAACUAUUUUAGUUUGAUUGAUACAUUCCUGAAGAAAGGAUUUACUUCAAUUACAAUAUUGUUAAAUGAUAUUCUCCAAUAAUGCCUUACAAAUGAAGAAGAUUUAAAAUCUUAUGAUGGAAUUAAAGCCAUAUAGAUUUUUUUACAUGUAAUUCAAGAUUACGAGCUGAAAUAUAAAAAAGAGUGUGGGAAAAUCUAAAUAUUAUCAAAUGUAUCUUAAUUUUGCAACGAAUGUGAAUUAAUUUUUAAAUGAAAAAAUCAAAUACCCCAAUCACAUUAUUUCUAAUUUUUUAAAAAU
Messenger RNA from Paramecium sonneborni, 3666 nucleotides. The record is from the annotation of a GenBank genome assembly. NCBI's taxonomy places the organism in Eukaryota, Ciliophora, Oligohymenophorea, Peniculida, Parameciidae.